Molecule: messenger RNA, 696 nt
Organism: Acanthosepion pharaonis
Lineage: Eukaryota; Metazoa; Mollusca; Cephalopoda; Sepiida; Sepiidae
Source: the annotation of a GenBank genome assembly
AUGAUUAGUAGACGGAUCAUUAAAAAUGUCACUCUUUCAAUCAGUUUUAUCACAUCAUGGGCUUCGUUCCUUUUAUUUAAUCUUUCAUUUCCUUCAUCCUUUCUUUUUUUUCUCUCUCCCAUCUAUUUUAAAUCAUCUUAUGGUCUGUGUUUCAUUUUUUCAUUUAUUUUUUCUUUCUUCUUUCUUCUCUCUAUAUUUAAUGGUCUUAUGCUCUUUCCCUUGCUUCCUUCUUUCAUUCAUUCUUUCUUUUCUUCUUUCUUUAUUCUCUCUAUAUUAAAUGACUUGGUGACCUCUAAAUCACAACAAUUUCUUUCUUUCUUCCAUUCAUCCUUUCUUCUUUCAUUCUUCUCUGUAUUAAUUAACCAUAAUUUUUUUUUUCUUUCUUUCAUUCAUCCUUUCUUCUUUCAUUCUUCUCUUAACCUUAUAAAUUUUCUUUCUUUUUUUCAUUCAUCCUUUCUUCUUUCAUUCUUCUCUGUAUUAAUUAGCCUUAUAAUUUUUCUUUCUUCUUUCAUUCAUCCUUUCUUUUUUCAUUCUUCUUUUAACCUUAUAAAUUUUCUUUCUUUUUUCUUCAUCCUUUCUUCUUUCAUUCAUCCUUUUUCUUUUCUUUCUUUCAUUUUCAUCCUUUUCUUCUUUCAUUUUUUUCUCUCUUUUCUUUUCUUUCUUUUCUUUCUUUCAUUCUUCUCUGUUAUUAAUUAA